Gigantopelta aegis is the source of this 2978-nucleotide messenger RNA. RefSeq lists its product as uncharacterized. The record is from RefSeq and is a predicted model, not a curated record. NCBI's taxonomy places the organism in Eukaryota, Metazoa, Mollusca, Gastropoda, Neomphalida, Peltospiridae. The transcript is spliced from 6 exons. The coding region runs from base 210 to 2579 and encodes 789 amino acids.
AGCCCCCAUGACGUCACUGGUUCAAGCGGACGCCAUUUUGAUUAGAUAGUGGAAGGAGUUCACUACGGUAGACGAAUUUGUAUUAUGACAGACAAACAGGGUCAUAUUUUUCAGCACUAUUGUACCAAUGAGUGCUGAAGAUAACUAAAGUUAAUAUGGUGCUGACCAGCUGACGAAGUGCCAAAGUAAGGACCAGAGAUGGAUGUCAAAUGAUUUUGGAGUAUUACCUUACACAGCUUGUUGAAUUCAUCCCCAAGAUGUUGAGCCUGGCGACAGGAGGGUCACAUGAUAAAGCAGAGUGGUGGCCAGAAAAUGCUUCAUUGGAACAGGUGCCUGAUUCCCAAAUAUCAAAUGAGAAUGACAGUGGUUCUGUUGAUGCGUUGAGACAGAUUGUGACAAAGUGCUACCAGUAUUUGGGUCGUGCUGAUCUUUUGAAACCAGAACACAAGCCAGAGAUGGAUGAAUCUUGUCAGCUGGAAACAUGUGAAUCAAACAGAAUUGAAGAAAAUGAGGAGCAUGCUCAGGCUGUGGAUGAGCUGAUGGACUUGGAGGUUGAGGAAAUAGUAGAGAGUGAUGCCAGCGACAGCAGCGAUGAUGAGAUUGUCAUUUACAGUGAGGAGAGCGACAUUGAUGAAAUUAAUCUGGAGGUGCAGACCACAACCACUGGACCAAUGUACCUUAUAGGAAACAGUAAAAACUUUAAAUCUCAUUUUGAAGUUAAAACUAAUCCACCCAAGCCUAAACUUCUAGGACCUAAAUGUGCCCGAAGACUGUCUGCAGUGCAGCAAGCAUCUACAAAACUGCAUACAUCUCCAGUACUGCAUCCAUCUACUGUACCACGCACACUAACUAAGAUUGAAUUUUUAAAUACUCUUGGGUUAAAGACAACAAGCCAGCAUGAACGAGAUGAGAUGGUCAUAAAGAAAGAAGUCAACAUUAAUUGUGAUGUUUUGUCUGUUGAUGAGUUUGACCAGCAUCAAAUUUGUUCGCCGAGGUCGUCGAGAACGUUAAUAUCUCAAAUGAGUCGUGAUCUGGAGAAUUGUCCGAGGAAACGACUCAGCUUCAGUGCAUUGGAGUAUGGCCACUGCGAAGGAGACCAGCUCGAGGACUGCACGUCGCAGAUACAAGGCUGUCUUCUUCGCAUCCCAUUCAGCUCUCACCUCGGGAUGAGGCUCAAGAAACACAUGCGGGGGGAGAAUACUCUGAACAUCAUCUACAACCCUGCUGAAUACUGCGGCACCGCGCCCAGGCCGGAGUUUACCGACAAGCUCCGAAUUCGACCGCAGGACUUCCCAGUGACAUUCAAACGGAGGAAACGGGGUAUUCCAAAACACUCACAUGAAAUAAAAUUCUCUAAGGCGGACAAGAAAAAGUUCCUGAUACGCGUCAAAACGGGUCUAACUGAACGCAGUCGGCGGUUGAAGAGAUUGAUGAAAAACUGUAAAGUGGUGCUGAACCGCGUGACGGACGACGAAAUAAAACAGUGGGCCAAGCCCAUGUUUCACGACAACACUGUGUGGACUAUAGAUGACGAUAUUUCUAUUGUUGCUGUGGACAUUCCGAUGUCAAACAUCAACCGACAGUCCACGCAGCAGCAGCAGAGUUUGAGCCGUGUGUACAGACCACCUUUAGGACGCACUAUGUUAAAUCCUGCAGUCAUGAAGCCGGUGCUUGGCAAUGUACUUGCCGACAGACGAAUGCAAUGCUUAAUGUCCGAACCGAGACCAUGUUUUUUGGUGAAGAAAGUGGAAAAACAGUUUAACGCAAACAACGGGGACACAUCGUCAAAGAUGGUGUAUGUACCUGUCUCACAACACAUAUCGAUGCCAGUCAGCAAAGCUGAAAGUUUGGUGGCAAGGAGUGAAAAUGAAAAUGCUCCCAUUGGUCUGAAUCAGGUACAAGGUAGCAAUAGGAGGAAGCAAAACUUCCAGGUGCGACAAGAUCUUGAUGAUGAUGGCAUUUCCCAUAGAAAACUGCAUGGUAAUCAUGAGGCUGAGAAUAAGAUAAAUCUCCUGAAAAACAAGUUGCAGAGUGAUACUUUUCAGCCAUAUCAAUCCACACUGCCUAAAUCGUACGAGAAGCUGCAGAGUGCACUGAAAAAUGUGUUGGUGAAAACAUCCGGUGCUGUUCAGGGUAUUAACCACAUGAAUGGUGAUCACAGUGUAUUGAGUGCUGCUAGUACAUGUCAAAAUAACUCUCGGACUAUGUCGCCCAGUGAUAGGACAAGUCACAUAAAUCAUCUGGCGGCAGAAGUUGACGAUGAUCUGCCGAAUGAAUCAAGUCACAGUCUGAAGAUCUCUUCGGUGUACAGUUUGAAGACGAGUCCUAGUACAAUUAUUCGCAAAGAGCUUGGCAGAAUUGGCUGCAUUUCUUCUUCCAUCGACGACGACCAUGACUGGCCACAGAAAGUGGUCAAAGGUGAUCAGUGUAAAGCAUCUGUUGUGUCGAACUCCAGUGUGAAACUCUCCAAUUGUACAAGUCCUGUUUUACCCAUCAUAGACAAACGUCCUGUUAGUGAUGAUGACGACGAUGACUGCAUUUGUGUUGGUGAAAUUAUUACAAUAGAUGAUGAUGACUGAUUUAUGACUGCCAGUCUAUAAGCAUGUGUGUUAUAUGUAACUUAAUAAGGCUGUAGUUUUGUUUUAGGCAAACUAAAACAGCUGGGACCAUCUUUAUUGUAGUUUUAUGAAUAUGAAAAAAACCCAACUACAAUAAGUUACCUCAAUUUACAUUAUUUGUCAGUAUUGCUUAACCUAAUGUUAAGUUACAAGAGAUUUAUUGCCUUUCAACACUUUAAACUUCUUUUGAGGUGGGCAUAAUUUAUUAAAAAUUAGGACAAAGUAAAACCAUAAUUAACUUAAAGGGACACACCCUAGUUUUCACAAAUAAAAUUGCAAUUUACUUGCCGUUUAUUAUUUAGAAUAUACAUUUCCAUUCACCUGAAGUGUUUUUUGGUAAUCCUGGUGUUUGUAAUACCA